Molecule: messenger RNA, 750 nt
Organism: Epithele typhae
Lineage: Eukaryota; Fungi; Basidiomycota; Agaricomycetes; Polyporales; Epitheliaceae
Exons: 2
Coding region: 1-750 (249 amino acids)
Source: RefSeq, a predicted model, not a curated record
AUGACUCUCCCCACCGCCUCUUCGCCCGGCACCCCCAACGCGCAACUACGCGUUCUAACCGCUGAUCGCUUCAACCUGACCUGUUGCCCGAUGGUGGAGAUGCUCGCCACCAUACGAACCGGGUUCAAUCUAGCCUUCAUCGCCGUCGCGAGCUGCGCUCUCGCGAUUCUCGGGAUAGCUUUGAGCGUUCUUACCAACCUGUUCGUCUAUAGAGACAUGAAGGAGCCCGUCAAGGUCGGAUAUGAGCCUCUCUCCACCUCAAGCGGAUCGGAUCCCUCUGUGUCUCCGGCUCGGAAGCAAUUGGCUCGCCCUCCACCGUCCCGGGGGCGUUCCCCGUCUCCGGCCCACUCCGAAUCAGACACUUCGCCAUUGCGCGAAGAGUUGCGUUGCGACCUCGCGGGCGCGCGACGUGCGCGUAAGCUCAGCUCCAUGAACCUCUCUUCGAUCGAUAGCGCUGCGGAUGCCAUGGAGAAGGGGGACAAGGCUCCCAGGUCGCCUCCUCACGGCAAUUUCCUUCGAAAGGUUCGCAGCACACUUGUGCCAGACUGCUCUUCAUCCGUCUCGGUCGACGCGCGUUCCGUGGACACCGUGGACACGCCCUCCGUGGACGUACCCACGAUGGAUGAUCCACGAUCGAGUUCCAGCCGUGUCUUCAAGAAGAUCAAAGUCCGCCACGAUGAACGUGAGUGGAACCACAUCUUUGUCGCCCAAUUGUCGUCCCUAAGCACCUGGAUGCUCGUCAGUCCGUGA